UCUUCCUGAACACUAAGCUCUUUGUUGUAUUCAGGAAGUGGAGUGUUGAGGUCAGUUCGCCUAUCGGUUGGUUCCUGUUUUUAAUUUCAAUAUCUGCACGUUAAUAAAUACUAUCUAGCUUUCAACAUGUCGGCCAGGAACCCAGGAAUGAAGCUCGACCUGGAGUGGAUAUCGAAAGUGAGAGUGAAUACACAGGCUGUCCUGAAGAGAGCUCAGCACAUCCAAGGACAACAGAUCCCCAAGAAACAGUGGCAGGCUGCCUGGCUGCUGAAGGCUGUCACAUGUAUCGAUCUGACAACUCUGGCUGGAGAUGAUACACCGUCCAACGUCCAUCGGCUGUGUCUGAAAGCCAUCCAGCCGGUCCGAUACGACCUGCUCAAGAAAAUGGAUAUGCACAACAAAGGAGUGACUACAGCAGCAGUGUGUGUGUAUCCAUCUCGUGUGGCUGAUGCCGUCAUAUCACUAAAAGCUGCCAACUCCAGCCUUCCUGUUGCCUCAGUGGCCACUGGUUUCCCAGCAGGCCAGACACCACUUGAGACCCGCCUGCAGGAAGUCCGCAUGGCGGUGGCUGGCGGUGCCACCGAGAUCGACAUCGUCAUCAACCGGACGCUCGCCCUCACAGGACAGUGGGAAGCCAUGUAUGAUGAGAUCUGUCAGUUUCGGGAGGCCUGUGGUGACACCCACAUGAAGACCAUCCUGGCUAUUGGAGAGCUGGGCACCUUCACCAAUGUCUACAAGUCCAGCCUGGUCGCAAUGAUGGCUGGUUCGGACUUCAUCAAGACUUCCACAGGAAAGGAGGCUGUCAACGCUACUUACCCUGUAGCCAUAGUGAUGGUGAGGGCCAUCCGUGACUACUUCUUGUGUACAGGCCACAAGGUGGGCUUUAAGCCGGCAGGGGGGAUCCGGACGGCUCAGGAGUCUCUGCUGUGGCUCACUCUGAUCAAAGAGGAGCUGGGCAACGACUGGCUCUGCCCUCUGCUGUUCCGCCUGGGAGCCAGCAGCCUUUUGGCUGACAUCGAGAGGCAGAUCUAUCACCACGUGACUGGACAGUAUGCAGCCUAUCAUGAUCUGCCUAUGGUCUGACGGUGUGGACUUCCUGUUUUAAUGACCAAUCAGAACCUCAGACUUACCACACAAGCCUAUCAGUGCUCAUCCAGGAAGCACACUGACGCAUCUAUUCUGUUAAACACACAGCAAAUCAACUUGCUUAUUUGUUCCAUGAUACCUGUCUGCCCUUUAAUUGGCGGAUGGUUAUUUGACAGUUGACCACAUACAGUAGAUGUCAAUAUGGUCCGAGCUGUGCUUGAAUUUACACACCUUUUUUUUCUUCCAACUUGUAGAUUGCACAAAUUGUUUACUUUUCUGUUAAUGUACAGUGUUGGUAAAUAGGACCCUGGAAAGAAGGUAGAACAGACAGUUGUCCUGAGAGCCACAGAGCUUCCAUCACAUCCAUGAAGCCUCUGGUUCAUGUUGCUUGUGUGAUUCUGCAGUUGCUUGUCAAGUCUCUGACCUGUCCCAGAGAUGUGUGCUGAAUAGGUUAUGGAGGCUUCCUUUGCUCUUAAUUUCAUUAACGGGAAGCUCAACCAACUGAAGAGCGCUGGGGAUUAAUCAGGGGUUAAGUGAGUUUAAAAGAUGUGAUUGAACAGCUCACAAAUUUGAGGCUUCAUUUGAAAACAGAAAACUUCUUUCUUUAAUUAAGAUAUCACAGGCUUUGACCUUGACUGGAACAGAGGAUAAAUGAGUAAAUUAAUUGUGGAGGGAAGGGGAUGUGAGCUUUUGGUGAAAAGGUAGGAUUUGAUGGAAAACUCAUGGGAGAGGGUUGGCUUCAGGACACUGAAGGGCUGGGAAUUAGGCCAUGCUCAGUUAGGAAUUGUAGGGGGUGGUUUGACAAGGUCAAUUACAGAACUGAUAUAUAUAUAAAUGUGUGUGUGUGUGUGUAAUGUGUGUGUGUGUGUGUAUGUAUAUAUAUAUAUAUAUAUAUAUGUAUGUAUAUAUAUAUAUGUAUGUAUAUAUGUAUGUAUAUAUAUGUAUGUAUAUAUAUAUAUGUAUGUAUAUAUGUAUAUAUGUAUGUAUAUAUAUAUAUGUAUGUAUAUAUGUAUAUAUAUGUAUAUAUAUGUAUGUAUAUAUGUAUGUAUGUGUAUAUGUAUGUAUAUAUGUAUGUAUGUGUAUAUAUAUAUGUAUGUAUAUAUAUAUGUAUAUAUGUAUAUGUAUAUAUGUAUAUGUAUAUAUGUAUAUAUGUAUAUAUGUAUAUAUGUAUAUAUAUGUGUAUAUAUAUGUAUAUAUGUAUAUGUAUAUAUGUAUAUAUAUGUAUAUAUGUGUAUAUGUAUAUGUAUGUGUAUAUAUAUAUGUAUAUGUGUGUGUAUAUAUAUAUAUGUAUAUGUGUGUGUAUAUAUAUAUGUAUAUGUGUGUAUAUAUAUAUAUGUAUAUGUGUGUAUAUAUAUAUAUAUGUAUAUGUGUAUAUAUAUAUAUGUAUGUAUGUAUGUAU
This is a messenger RNA of Siniperca chuatsi (mandarin fish), 2485 nucleotides long. It is a transcript of the gene dera, whose product is annotated as deoxyribose-phosphate aldolase (putative). The coding region runs from base 127 to 1083 and encodes 318 amino acids. Gene Ontology annotation, biological process: deoxyribonucleotide catabolic process; carbohydrate catabolic process. The transcript is spliced from 9 exons. The record is from RefSeq and is a predicted model, not a curated record. NCBI's taxonomy places the organism in Eukaryota, Metazoa, Chordata, Actinopteri, Centrarchiformes, Sinipercidae. Gene Ontology annotation, cellular component: cytoplasm. Gene Ontology annotation, molecular function: deoxyribose-phosphate aldolase activity.